AGAUUCGUGAGGACUUCGGUAAAAGCACAGAUCGCGCCGUCGUGCAGGGAGAAAGUGUUCGGUUAGAGAGCGAGAGUUCGAGUAUAAGACGCGCUCGAGGACCAAGAAAAUCAGUUUGUUGCGGGCGCAUUCCAAGUGCGAAGACCAACAGUCAGGAUGAGGACGCAAUUCAUCCUGAUAGCCUGCUUGGCAAUAGUGAGAGAAGUAUUUGGUACUCAAGUGUACGAGACGCCGAGUGACUCUUCGCAACAACAAUGGCGGCCGUGGCAGACAGAUCAAGACCUGAUUCAAGCCUCGAGCGGAGGACAGAACAAGUAUCAUCCCGUCACGUUCGACGCUCCCGACACGCAACAGAAAGAGUCGCAACAAUCAUUGGUUUACAACGCGAAUGUUCAAUCGGGCGCCAGCGGAGUGGCUGACGUUGUCGGUCAGCAAUCGAUUGAGUCUGUGAUCGAUAAUAUUCUCGUAUCUAAUCGACAAGGUCGCAAUCUCGAAGGAUACGACGAAAUCUACUCUGAUCCUGACGUAAAAAAUGCUUUGCAGCUUGGCAAUGAUACGAUCGCGCGUACUUACAUCAGGGACAAGCUCUGUUCUCUCGGUUUGAUGAACUGUGAGGAUGCGGAAGGACGGCGUCCUUAUUAUUCCCCGCACCGUGACAUUCACCCGCACGAUGUCAUUUAUGCUCAACCGGUGACCAUCAAGCCAGUGGGCCGUCCACUUCCGGCCAUUCCCGUGAAGCGCCCGUACGGUUCAGCGAAACCCGUGCCUCUACCUCCGAGCUUCGGUUCUCCACUGGGACCCAAUGUUUAUCCUGGACUCGGACCAACGUUCGGUAGACCUCCUCCACCCAGCUUCGUCGGUCCUUACCCUGGAUACAAGAAACCCGGCCUCCCUCCCCCCUUCGUGUCCAAACCUAUAUACGAACACGGAAUUGAUGCCGAACCCGACUUCGAGGACAAGUUUAUCGAUAAGAAGCAGGUGGUGCUGCAUCAACCGACUUCCUCGGGAGUUCAGCAACACGUUCAUCAUCAUUAUCAUCACGGGGACGCCGGUGUAACCUCUGGCAUCGUGCACAACGGCCCCGUGUCAUCCCCCGCGCUCAGUGGUAGCGGCCUCGGGAGUUACGGUUACGGCAACAGCGGCACUUAUGGCGCUACAUUCAACGAUUUCGAGGAUUAUAAGAAAGCGUUCAAAAUCAAAACGUCCACGAGCAACAGCGGCCCAUCGGUUUCCUCAUCAUCCGUAAAAGGCUACGCGGAUCGCUAUCCCGUUUACGAAAAACCAAAUGGCAAACAGUUCGUCGCCGGUGGACAAUUCGGUGGCAAUAAUCAAUUCUUAGGAAAUGGCGGGAAUAAUCAGUUCUUAGGAAAUGGCGGGAAUAAUCAGUUCUUAGGAAAUGAUGGCAAUAAUCAGUUCUUAGGAAACGGUUUUGACAGCGAUUUCGGCUCCACCUCGUAUGAGAAUUGCGUAUGCGUGCCGUAUGAUCAAUGCGCGACGAUCAAUCACGUAGGCCGCAAGGACGAUCUCUACCUGGCGAUCGAUCCGCGUAAUCUCAACAAGGACAUCGAAGCCGAGACCGUCAAAGUCGUGAUCACCGACGGAAACGGUACCAUGAGCGUCGUGAGGGUGCCCAAGGGAGUGAAUGAAACCGAGCAGAUCGAGCAGACGAAAAACGACUGGGCGAAGGAAGCGAGUGGAGAGGCGGAAGUUACGAAACGAAGCCGCAGAGAUGUCAAGCACGUUACCAAGAAGGACGACAAGCAGGAGAUACAAGAAAGACUGACGGUAGGAACCGGCAAUCUGGACACCUCGAAACUGAACGUGAGGCCAACUUGGGGCGUCAGUUUCGGCCUACCGCAGACCGGCGGUCCGAUCGCGCCCCCCCUGGGGAUCCCGGGCUACGGGCUGGUCGGCGGACAGGGUAUAAAUCUAGGUCCGGUCGCCGUGAAUCCGCUCGUGGCGGUGCAGGUCACCAAAGACGAGUACGGCGAGAAAGUUAUCAAACCUUACGUGAACCUUCACGUAACGCCCCAUCCAGGACUCGUUCACAAGCUGGGCCAUCUCCUGGCCUACAAGAAGUACGGGCUGUACGGCGGUCAUUACGCCGGUAAUUAUGGCGGUCAUUACGGCGGACAUUACGGCGUUUACGCUCCCCAUUAUCAUACGCAUCACGAGAGGCCGAUCUAUCAUUACCCGUCGAGACCGCCAUUCUACCCGUCGUAUGACAUUCACCAUCACGAACCGAUCUACCAUAAGCCCCCCUACCACGGCGGAUACAAUCCCUCCUACUUCAAGGAUGAUAACGAUGAUUACGGCGACUAUGAUUAUUCGGAUGAUUAUCAGGAUGAUUACUACAGGAGUGCUCGCGCGAGAAACGCGACGGGAGGCGGACAAUACCGGACGAAGGAUUUGCCGAAGGUCUCGCCGCAGGCAUCGGCCGGCGAGCGACAAACGAGCGGGAAGAUCACCUUCUCGGAUAGAAGGAAACGCGACACGACGGCGUUUAGCGAUGUAACAUUGGAGAGACGAUACGGACGUCCGCCGGCUUGCGGUUCUCAUCACGUCUGCUGCCGAAGAUCGCACAUAAUAGGAGCACGCCCACAACGAGGUCAAUGCGGAGUUAGGAACACGCAAGGCAUCAAUGGCCGCAUCAAGAAUCCGGUCUAUGUCGACGGAGAUUCGGAAUUCGGCGAAUACCCGUGGCAAGUGGCUAUCCUGAAGAAGGACACCACGGAAAGUGUCUACGUUUGCGGAGGUACUUUGAUCUCGCCCCGACACAUCAUCACUGCCGCUCAUUGCGUGAAGACUCACGCCGGUCGUGAUCUUCGCGCACGAUUAGGCGAAUGGGACGUGAAUCACGACGUCGAGUUCUAUCCUUACAUCGAACGCGACAUUGUGAGCGUUUUCGUGCACCCCGAAUUUUAUGCCGGCACCCUCGCCAACGACAUCGCUAUUUUGAAGCUAGACCAUGACGUCGAUUUUGGAAAGAACCCUCACAUUAGUGCCGCCUGCUUGCCAGACAAACAUGAUGAUUUCACUGGAAUAAGAUGCUGGACCACUGGGUGGGGCAAGGACGCCUUCGGCGAUUACGGCAAAUACCAGAAUAUAUUGAAGGAGGUGGACGUACCUGUCGUCAGUCACCACGUGUGCGAGCAGCAGAUGAGGCGGACGCGAUUGGGGCCUAGCUUCAACCUUCAUCCAGGCUUCGUCUGCGCCGGCGGAGAAGAGGGCAAGGAUGCUUGCAAAGGCGACGGCGGCGGCCCGAUGGUCUGCGAGCGUAAUGGCCAUUGGCAGUUGACCGGCGUCGUCUCCUGGGGCAUCGGUUGCGGUCAACCUGGUGUACCCGGGGUCUACACGCGGGUUUCUCAUUACCUCGACUGGAUCCGACAGACCAUGGAUUACUGAAAUAGAAAAUUCCGGUCAUUGACAAGUCGUAUCCGAUGAGUGAAGAGAUUUGAUGAAGUUUCGCCAGAUUCCUCGAAACCGAGCGAAAAAAAACUGAAUUUUAAUUUUAAUCAUAUAUACAUGUAUAGAAAGAGAGAGAUGUGUAUUUAUAUUAAAGCGCGAGUUAUAAUUUUUUAAGAGAUUUUGAAGAGAUAUAUUUAUUCGCGCGAUCGCUACUUAUCUUCGUUCAUUUGUUAUCAUCUAGGCAAAAUGUCUCUCUCUCUCUC
Pogonomyrmex barbatus (red harvester ant) is the source of this 3671-nucleotide messenger RNA. RefSeq lists its product as uncharacterized. Gene Ontology annotation, biological process: proteolysis. Gene Ontology annotation, molecular function: serine-type endopeptidase activity. Lineage: Eukaryota; Metazoa; Arthropoda; Insecta; Hymenoptera; Formicidae. The record is from RefSeq and is a predicted model, not a curated record.